UUUAGCCCCUGGAAACGUGCAUGUCUUUGGUCACACCCUGUCGUGGCUGACGCUUUUCCUGAACGAACUAGUAGUUCAAUGUAAGCAGCUUUUAAAUAAAUAUCAUCCCAUUUCAUUUGUAAAGUUUCUCGAGUCGUGUAUGCCAGAAUGCCUCACACGGUCGUUACUACUACAACCACAACCACAUCUUCGUCGGAUGGAGGAGUUUGCAACAUCGGUUAUGCGCGUUCAUUUCAAGGAUUGCUGAAAAUCGGCCAAGUGGUGAUCCUCCUGAUUGCCUUCCUUUGUGUGCACUGCGAGGGGUACAGUUUCUCUGCCUACCGCUACUUCGAGGUGGUCACUGCAUGGUUUCUCAUCGUCUUCUUAAUCUUCUUCCUCAUGUAUUUGUUUCGGCUUCAAAGCAAAAUCGCAUGCAUCAACUGGACCUUGACGGAGUUUUUACAUUAUGCUGUGGGAGGAAUUCUGGUCUUUAUCGCCUCGAUUGUUGUUGCUGUGAAGAGUAAUGGGAUCGCGGCUUUAAUUGCUGGAUCUGUGUUUGGCUUUAUAGCUACUUUUCUUAUUGCGAUCAGCAUAUGGACUUCUUAUAAGGUCACAUGCGGCUCUCAACCAACUGGUGCUGCAGUGUAACUGGAUGGAACACACUUGUCUUAUCAGAUGAAGGUAUCAAGAAAAUAAAGUAUCGGCUAGGAUCAAACUCAGAAGUUUUCAGCAUUAAGGUUUAUUUUAAGAGUGGAGUUUUGAUAUAUUUAUCAACAAAGUCAGAAACCAAAAGACGACAAUUAUUCACAAGAAUGUUUACAUUAUUUAUUCAACAGUAUAUAUAUAUCGUGUGAUGCAGCUUUGAUUCAGUGCCUGUGAUCAAAGAAAGUUUUGGCUGAAAUGAGGUGUUCAUAAAAGAUUGAGAUGCUGACCCAUAGUAUUAUUACUAUUAUUACAAGAUUUGAAGUGUUUUUGUUUUUGUUGCUUUUUACUGUAUCAUUAUAUAUGAUAUUAUGAUUUGCAACUUUUAAAGUUUGAACAGUGUAUUUUGGCUUUCUAAAUGUAAGUGCCUUUGUUUUAUACAAUGUGAUAAAAAGAAAAAAAAAAGAUCAAUUAAAACAUUUGGAAUUUGAA
Molecule: messenger RNA, 1113 nt
Organism: Puntigrus tetrazona (Sumatra barb)
Lineage: Eukaryota; Metazoa; Chordata; Actinopteri; Cypriniformes; Cyprinidae
Gene: cmtm7
Product: CKLF-like MARVEL transmembrane domain containing 7
Exons: 5
Coding region: 148-627 (159 amino acids)
Cellular component (GO): membrane
Source: RefSeq, a predicted model, not a curated record